This is a messenger RNA of Prorocentrum cordatum, 429 nucleotides long. NCBI's taxonomy places the organism in Eukaryota, Dinophyceae, Prorocentrales, Prorocentraceae. The record is from the annotation of a GenBank genome assembly.
CCGCAGACGCUGUGCGCGAGGCGCGCGGCGGAGCGCGGGCCCCUCGAGGUGGACUGGGUCGUAGACGCGCGCAAGCUGCGGAGCAACGACAGGACGGCGGUCUCGCCGCCCUUCGAGCUGCCGCUGUUCGGCGAGGCGCCAACGGCCUUCAAGCUGAUGCUCUGCGCGGUGUCCACGGACGAUGGCAGGGGCGGCAUCAGCUUCAAGAGGUCGUCGGGCAGGGGCAUCGUCCUCCUGAAGUGCGAGGGGGACGUCCCCGAGCGGGCCGCAGACGUGAGCUUCACGGUGUCCCUCGGAGGCCCGGGCGGGCCGCUGGAGGCCAGUCCCCGAGGCCCGUUCGUGCACAACUUCGCGAGGUGUGCCGUCGGCGGCCUUCCAAGGGCCAGGCAGAGUGGGAAUUCGGCCUCGCCGUCGACGAGGCCUCGCUGA